Messenger RNA from Populus euphratica (Euphrates poplar), 2088 nucleotides. Its product is annotated as nicotinate phosphoribosyltransferase-like. Gene Ontology annotation, cellular component: cytosol. Gene Ontology annotation, molecular function: nicotinate phosphoribosyltransferase activity. Gene Ontology annotation, biological process: NAD+ biosynthetic process via the salvage pathway. The transcript is spliced from 15 exons. Lineage: Eukaryota; Viridiplantae; Streptophyta; Magnoliopsida; Malpighiales; Salicaceae. The coding region runs from base 220 to 1899 and encodes 559 amino acids. The record is from RefSeq and is a predicted model, not a curated record.
UUCGAACGAAUUUCCAUUUCCCCAAGGCGCAAACGGUCUCUCUCUCUCCCUUCUUGUUCACGGUCAAGUUCCCACCUGGACGCCUCUUCUUUCCCUUCACUCUCACGUCGUACCCUCUCUUCCUCCAUCUCUUCCUCCCCCCUCUCUAUAUAUACCUCAUAUCUAUAUGCGUAACUGAAUAUAUAACCAGCAGAGCAGAAAGAAAGAAAGAAAGAAAGAAUGGUUGAGAAGGUGAGAGCGAACUGUAAUUAUUCUGGUCGGGUCGUGGAGGGACCGACGAACCCGAUCGUAACGCCUCUUUUAACGGAUCUUUAUCAGUUUACAAUGGCUUAUGCUUAUUGGAAAGCCAAUAAACAUCAAGAGCGAGCUGUGUUUGAUUUAUAUUUUCGUAAGAAUCCGUUUGGUGGGGAGUACACAGUGUUUGCUGGUUUAGAAGAAUGCAUCAGGUUAAUUGCUAAUUUCAAGUUCACCGAGGAUGAUAUCUCUUUCAUCCGGGAGAGUCUUCCUGGUUCAUGCGAGGAUGGUUUCUUUGAUUAUCUUAGAGGAUUGGACUGCUCAGAAGUCGAAGUGUAUGCCAUUGCAGAGGGUUCAGUAGUCUUCCCAAAGGUUCCUCUGCUAAGAAUAGAAGGACCAAUUGCUGUGGCUCAAUUGCUGGAAACCCCAUUAGUGAAUCUUAUCAAUUUUGCAUCUUUAGUGGCAACAAAUGCAGCUAGGCAUCGAUUUGUUGCUGGAAAAUCAAAAAUUCUUCUUGAGUUCGGGCUUCGACGGGCUCAGGGACCUGAUGGUGGGAUAUCGGCGUCAAAAUAUUGCUACCUUGGAGGGUUUGAUGCAACAAGCAAUGUUGCAGCCGGACGGUUAUUUGGGAUACCUCUACGUGGGACUCAUUCCCAUGCAUUUGUCAGCUCAUAUAUGAGCCCUGAUGAGAUCAUAGACAAGUCGCUUCAAAGUGCUGAUGGAUCAAGUAGUUGCAAGGACUUUGUCAGUUUAGUUCAGACAUGGAUAAAUAAAAUUCAGUGGUCAAAUUCCUUACGUGGUAUUUUUGGUGAGACCAAUCAAAGUGAGCUAGCAGCUUUCACCUCCUAUGCCUUGGCAUUCCCUAGAAGCUUUUUAGCUCUUGUGGACACAUAUGACGUAAUGAGGAGUGGAAUCCCAAACUUCUGUGCAGUUGCUCUAGCACUUAAUGAUCUUGGAUAUAAAGCGGUAGGCAUCAGAUUAGAUUCUGGUGAUCUAGCAUAUUUGUCCUGUGAGGCGCGGAAGUUCUUUAGCGCCAUUGAGAAAGAAUUUGGAGUGCCUGGUUUUGGAAAGAUGGGCAUCACUGCUAGUAAUGACCUCAACGAGGAAACUUUAGAUGCUCUAAAUAAACAGGGUCAUGAAGUAGAUUCAUAUGGUAUAGGAACCUAUCUUGUAACUUGCUAUGCUCAAGCUGCUUUGGGUUGUGUCUUCAAGCUUGUUGAAAUAAACAAUCAGCCUCGCAUCAAACUUUCUGAAGAUGUUUCAAAGGUUUCUAUACCAUGCAAAAAGCGGUCUUAUAGAUUGUAUGGAAGAGAAGGGUACCCACUGGUGGACAUAAUGACAGGGGAAAAUGAACCAUCUCCAAAGGUGGGAGAACGGAUACUGUGUCGCCAUCCUUUUAAUGAAUCCAAGAGAGCGUAUGUGGUUCCACAGCAGGUUGAGGAGCUUCUAAAGUGUUAUUGGCCUGGGAGCUCAGAUAAACCAAGAGAAGAUUUACCUCCCCUCAAGGACAUUAGAGAUAGCUGUAUCAAGCAGCUUGAGCGAAUGCGUCCUGAUCAUAUGAGGAGGCUUAACCCAACACCGUACAAGGUGAGUGUAAGCGCAAAACUGUAUGAUUUCAUCCAUUUCCUGUGGCUCAAUGAGGCACCUGUCGGGGAGUUGCAGUGAGGAUGGGUCACCAAAUAAGAUACUUGGAGCACUGUACAAAAAUGCAGGUCAAGUAAUGAUUCCAAUAAAGUUGGAGGAGCACUCAACAUAUAGAUGAUUCACUUUUCAUAAAGAUGAACCUUGGCCUUGAUAAACCGAUAUGUUUCCCUAUUUAUUAAUAAAGUUAUUGAUUGUUUUCCUUUUCUCCAA